Cinara cedri is the source of this 276-nucleotide messenger RNA. The record is from the annotation of a GenBank genome assembly. Lineage: Eukaryota; Metazoa; Arthropoda; Insecta; Hemiptera; Aphididae.
AUGCGUAUAAAAGUAAGCGCCUGUAGGCCGUACGCAUCGGACGGAUCAUACGGAACGGAUCAAUUUGCGGUAGUGCGAUCACAGUAUCCGCAGCAAUCAGAUUGCCAAUACGACAGCCAUUUACAAUCUGAUUUUAAUACAAUAACAUUUUCGUAUUUUCAUAACGAGUCAUCCGCACCAGUCGGAAAAAUCGCCUCUCUGAGAAAUGUCCUCGGCAUUACCGACGACGGGCCGUCGCGUGCUGUCCACUGUGGAUUAGUGGAUGCACUUGUAUAA